AUGACAUCGAGCAUCGACAUGGACGCCGAGUUGGCACAACUUGUGCGCGAGCAGGAGCAAUUUCUGCAGCAGCGAAAACGUCCGUCGGCAACCGUCACUCGUUGUACCAAAGCUCCCGGUGGUGCAUCAGCCUCGCGCUCAAUUCCAAAGGAACCGGAACCCACUGGAAGCAGCAGUGUCCAGGUGCUCAAGGGCGUCGUUGAGCGUCACGUGACGUUAUCUGUAGGUCCAAACGAGCGUUUGUUACUCAGUGGGUUAAAUCCAAAGAACCCACUGGGGUUUCCAAGCGUCGCCAGACGAGGGGUAGGGGACAACAGUCCGCGAGGUAUUGGUCGUCCAAAAAACCCUCUUUUUGGUCGACAACGCCGCGCAGCGCACCAAAGUGCGGACAAAUCGUUCGAAGAUGAAGAGAUGCGCGCCAUUGACGUAGCAAAUCGUGCGCGCGUGCAGGACAUGAGCGCGCAGGAGGUGCAGGAGGCACAGCAAGAGCUCGAGCAGACGCUGGAUGCGGGACUACUUGCGAAACUGAGAGCUCGACGCAAGACGGUGGAGGAUCAAGAGGGGUUAGACUCGACUGAAAAAGCGCGUCAUUUGACAAAGGAAGAAGGAGUUGGAGGGAGAGAAGAAGAGGAAGCGGUGACUCGAGAGAUGGACAGGAAGCUGAGGAUGCAAAAGCUGGCAGCUGUCAGGACGGACGAAGAGCUCCAGGAACAAGUCGAGCUCUUGCCGCUGGACGAACGUGCGAAACUUGAGUGGACACAGAGCCAGAAGUUGACGGCCCAGGGCAACAAAAGUCGUGGACGAAUCGGUGCGCGGCGUUUCGCAGCUGCGACGCUCGAACGCUUUGAUUUGGAUGGGAAACUGCUGGAAGCGACGGAUGCCGAGCUGCCGGUGCAUUCCGGGUUGUUCCACCAUGGUGACGACCCGGAGGCUGCAGGUUACACUAUGCCAGAGCUGUUGCAUCUUGCGCGCAGCACUGUGGCGAGCCAGCGCGCCAUGUCGCUCCAAGUCGUGGCCAAAAUUCUGCAUCGUCGACAGGUGCUAGCAAAUGCUUCUCUUCCUCUGGUACCACAGAUACUCCCUCGGGACAUGGCGAUGACACUUCGAAUUGUACUGGACGACCAGAACUACACGGCACUAGGCGCUGGUUUGUCCGCACUUCAUGCUUUUGUUGUUCCUGUAGACACUGAUGAUUACCUUCUCGACAAGCGCUUGUACCCUGAGCUCACAUUGGGCACUGUUGUCCUACCUCCAAGAGUUCACCUUCACCGAAACGGAGAUGGCACUCGAACGGAUAGCGAAGAGCGUGACGUCUACGGCGCUGAAGAAGUUGUGUACAUUGACACAACUGAGGCUGACGAUGGAUCUAGCAUCAGUGACGAAGAUAUCGCAGCGCUGGAUCCAGUUCAAGCGCUUCUGAGUAUGGAUCUCGACAAACGGCUGUGUUACAUUCUCGAGACUAUUCAGCUGCCAGAUCAAAACGCUACUGAAAAAAUGCUGGAGAUUCUGAUUACAGUAGCUCGCCACUCUCCGCGCGCGGCUCACGAAAUCAGCUCAAACGCCAGACUGUUGAGAUUACUACAGCAGCAGUAUAUUGAGAGUGAACAAGUGCUGACUUUUCAAGAAGGCAACGCGCGGUCGCUGCGUCUGUCAUUGAAGGCCUUACAGCUUGUGCGAGGUCUAUGUCAAGGACAACGCAGCGUAGCUGCUGCGCUCAUAGCGAACGGUCUUGUUCAAAGUACCAAGGGUUUCCUAGCUCUCAAGAGCAUGUCUACUGAUGAGACUGACUUCGAAGCUGUAGCACUGUUUGGUGAGAUGCAAGUUGAAGGCCUCCGGAUUUGGCGCAUUCUUCUUGGAUACGGCCUCGAUUUUCACUGCUUCGCGUACUUGUUUCCUGUGCUGUCGGGUUUUAUGCACAGCUAUUCGGAAGCCUCGAGUUUGCGGAACUCGGCUCUCUUUGCUGCGUUGGAAGCCUUUUGUGGACUCGGGGCUGUGCACGAGGCGCAGCACUAUUUUAGUCAACUGGACUUUUUUGUGGACGCAGCAAAGGACGAGUUUGUCCGAAUUGUCCGUUCACCGUCUAUGUCAAAGGAUCACACGACUGUUGUCCUUCUUUCUACGGUGCUGAGAUUCCUAUCGGCUGCCAGCACUCAUGCUACCAAGUACAACUUAGAGACCAGCGGACUCAUAGAGGUGUGGAAGCUUGUUCAGUCACACGAUAUAACACGAAAACUGCUGCCUCAGCUCGAUGAAACGGUUGCAAAGCGAGAUCUACUGCUAGCCAUCGUUCGUUACCAUGGACAGAUUGUUGCCAACGGCUUACUGCCCGAUGACAUGGAUGAUGACGAGAUUGUACAGACAUUUUUGCGUGAAGUGAAAGCACCUUUGCUUGCUGCAGCAACUUGCGUUGUUGCGUCUUCAUCAUUCACUUUCAGCUUUGCUUCAAUUCAAGCGUGCGAACUCACUUUACUAUCGGGCGAUCUUAUUGCUGCUGGCGAGAAUGUCAUUGCAAACUCAGAUGUCGAGUUUGUGCAAAGCGUGUACCGCCAGGCCUUGAUUCUUAUUGAGCAUUUGGGGUGCGGCGGAGAGCACUUGAUCACGCGUUUGUUCGCCCAAGUGUUGUUUCACAAGCGUGUGCUUCUGUUGCUUGGAGUCUUCCGUGAAGAAGCUGAUGCAGCGCGUUUGAGUCGCGUGUUAGUUCCCAUCUAUCAGGCUUUGGUAAACGUGACACAUGAACAAGAGGAACACAAUGCUCAUAUUUCCGGUGGUGCUUCGACAGCUAAAAGGUUCUCGUACCAUUUGCGGCUGCCUCAGGAGGAGCAGACGUUUAUUCAUAGCAAUCUGCCUUUGCCAAAUUUCUGGAUGCUGUGUCCUCUGUCACGAAUCGAGUAUUGUAAUAGUGGAGAAGGUAGAGGCCUGGAUGACGUGAAUCUUGCGCGAGCGCAGAGUGAUGAAGUGAAGCUGAUUCUGAGUGCAACGUGUCGUUAUGUUUUUGAGCUCGAGCGACUGGCGCCACAGAUGACAUUUGUUGCUUCCAUUGCCAAACUGCAACCGGAAGACAAGCUUUUUCACUUGAUGCACGUUUUCUUUGCUGGCAGCGACGUCCUCUUCGAUGAUCACGUGGACGCAGUGCUACACCAACUGCUUCCUAAACUCGUUCAGCCAAUUUUGCACUCACCAGGGGACUCACGAGAUCUUUACAAAGGCAUUCUUCGGAACUUCAAGCGCAUUGAAAGCCUCGAGUUUGGGAAGACGGACGAACCGCCUGUGAGUCAAAAAGCCGUAUCCUUUACGUCCGAUGAGCGGCAAGUGAUGACUUUUGUUGAGAAGCUAGUGUGCGAAUUCGCGACCUCGUCUUACGGCAACUCGCAUUUCGCACGUUGCGUGACGUUGCUAUUGGCGCGCGAUUUCCCCCUAGAGCUGCGAAAGUUUGUUUGGCAAGAGCUCUACGAGUCCCAUCUGCUGCAUACGCUGGCGCCUUUCGAAGUCUCCAGCUCGCAGCAGUUCAUGCGGUGCACUCGAGGUGGUACGACGCCUGCCGUCGAUGCCAAGCUGCUGCAGCUCAUGCAACAAGCGGUGUGCAAAAAUCAGGUGUCCCCUGCUCGGGGCGCUUUUGCCUACUCGCUUGCUAUUCACCAUCUUGUUGUCUACCUGUUUGAAGAGAGAGGCGACAACCCACUAACUUCUGCUCGUCAGCAUGUUGUGCAAGCACUUACUGCUGAAGCAUCUCUGGCAAUUUGGGGCCAUCUUUUGAGCUACGAUGCAUCCAAGAACUUGUCGAUGCUUACCAGUGAAUAUGAAGAUCCGCUACCUGGGCGUGUGAUGAAGGUGCAGACACAAGCCGCGCUAUCGAUGGACCAGCUGUCAUCCUUUGAGACGACCGUAUCAGAACUAAAAUGUCCAUGCACGAUGAAAUGA
Messenger RNA from Peronospora matthiolae, 3918 nucleotides. NCBI's taxonomy places the organism in Eukaryota, Oomycota, Peronosporomycetes, Peronosporales, Peronosporaceae. The record is from the annotation of a GenBank genome assembly.